AUGGAUUAUGAUCCUAUGGUAAUGGACACGGAGAACGUGGGUCCAGCAGUUAAAAUUCAUCAGGCCGGUCCAAAUCAUGUCAACUUCGAACUACAGAAUGUUGAUCUCGGUUUUGCCAACUCGCUGCGCCGCGUCGUGCUGGCUGAGGUCCCGACCCUCGCAGUUGAUAUCGUUGAGGUAGAAGCGAAUACUUCAGUCCUGCCCGACGAACUUCUCUCUCAUCGUAUCGGUCUCAUCCCUCUAAUAUCCAAAAAUGUCGACGACGUUAUUUAUUCCCGAGAUUGCGAGUGUGACCAAUAUUGCGAACUCUGCAGCGUCACUCUAUCAUUACAGGCAAAAUGUACGAGCGAUGAAAUAAUGAAAGUAUACGCGCGUGAUUUGGUGGUGGACAAUACGAGGGCAAACCCAUGGGUUGGGAAUCCUGUUAUUACGGACCCCGAAGGCCUAGGAACAGUCAUUUGCAAACUUAGAAAAGGCCAAGAACUCAGGAUGAAAUGUAUCGCGAAAAAGGGAAUUGCUAAAGAACAUGCAAAAUGGUCUCCCUGUGCUGCCGUUGGCUUUGAAUACGAUCCUCACAAUAAACUGCGGCAUACAGAUUUAUGGUACGAGCAUGAUGCAGCUAAGGAAUGGCCGAAGAGUAACUAUGCGUCAUGGGAGGAGCCACCGCAAGAAGGUGAACCAUUCGAUUACGAUGCAGCGCCCGAGCGUUUCUACUUCGAAGUUGAGGGUGCCGGUAAUCUGGAACCAGAUCAGAUUAUCCAACAAGGUAUAAAAGUUCUCCAACAAAAAUUAGCAAGUGUAAUCAAGGAUCUUACAGAAGGAGGAGACGGACCAAACGCGAUCGGUCUCAAUGGAUACGAUGCGCCACGAAGCCCAGAAAAUAUGAAUGGUUUAGGAUGGCAGGACCAAGGCUAUACAACCCCUUUUGGUAGUGGAGGUCAAGCUGGACAAUGGGGGGCUGGCUCUACAACUCCUUAUGGUGCCACCCCGUAUGGCCAAAAUGGAUACUAG
Messenger RNA from Blumeria graminis f. sp. triticale, 1011 nucleotides. Lineage: Eukaryota; Fungi; Ascomycota; Leotiomycetes; Helotiales; Erysiphaceae. The record is from the annotation of a GenBank genome assembly.